Messenger RNA from Hypanus sabinus (Atlantic stingray), 7848 nucleotides. It is a transcript of the gene fam193b, whose product is annotated as family with sequence similarity 193 member B. Bases 102 to 3206 code for a protein of 1034 amino acids. NCBI's taxonomy places the organism in Eukaryota, Metazoa, Chordata, Chondrichthyes, Myliobatiformes, Dasyatidae. The record is from RefSeq and is a predicted model, not a curated record. Gene Ontology annotation, cellular component: nucleus; cytoplasm. The transcript is spliced from 11 exons.
UCCCCGUUGUCGGCCAUAUUGGAGUGUGUUUCCCUGGAGCGCGAACGGUUUCGGAGCGACCGGGAGCGGGUCGGAUCGGAUCGGAGCUGGAGCGAAGCGGAAUGAACUGUGCCGAGGAGAAACGCGUGGCCGGCCGGAGGAAGAAGAACAAACGGGGAUCCGGCAGCAACGGCAGCGCCAGUGCGGUCGCCGGAGAGAGCCGCAGCCCCAGUCCGGCGGAGGGGACGCCGAGCCCGGCGCACGGCGAGCAGCCGGAGUCGGGGACCGGGACAGGCCCAGGCGCGGCCAGGGAGCAGGCCUCCCUUACUGUGCACCAGCUGGCAAAGGACUGUUGCUUGUUGUGUCAUCAUGAACGUAAAGAAUGGGGGACUCAGCAGAAUGGGAUUGUAGAUCUCAAGAAGCUAGCCAAUUCCAUGCCAGCAUUGACACAUGGCCUUCUGGAGCAUAUGCCCCUCUGGAUAUGUCAGACCUGUCAAAGAAGAGUGGAGGAAGAAGAGCAACGCGCAAUUAUUGAACAGGCUCUAAUGGUAAAAGUAGGACAAAGUGAAUGUCAGGCACAUAAAGAAAUGACUGAUGAGUCAGUGAGAACAUUGAUGGAAGGAGAUGGCGUUUCCAUUCUCCACAGGUUACCAACAGAAAAAUGUCAUCACUCUGCAAUCCACUGCUGCCAUCAAUUGCAUAGACAGACAUUGGCAUCCAGCGCUUCUCAUCCGCAGCAACUUCAGUCGUGUGCAACCACUCCUAAUGGCAUACAUACAAAGGAAUCCAACAGGAUAACUAGUGAUUGUUCAAGAUCGCCCUCCUGUGUCUCGGCAAAAAACAGUUCUGUGCAAUGUAAGAAUAUGUCCAGAAGGCCACCACCACCAGGUGGCGAGUUUCACUGCACAGAAGAUCACAGGUAUUCUGUCCUUGCAGCACCUCCUAACAGUCCCACAGGCUUGUCCUCUCAUCAACAUCCUCUUACAGCACCAAAGUCUCCUGAAGUUGCAAAUGAGUCAGCGGUUACCAUCCAACAGCAUGGACACCCAACUUCUACAACCCAAUGUACUGUACCACAUAGCACUGUAUCCUCCUCCAAUUCAAAUAGGAAAACGCCUGUGGCAUCUGGUAUCCCACAAGUUCUGCCUCAUGUUCACAAGACCUCUGCAGUUUCCCUGACUAAUAAUCUGUCUCCGGAUGUGUCCUUGAUUUCAAAAAACUCUGUUGCUGCUUCUACAGGUGUGCUUGUGACCCCAGUGCCUCCAAGUGCUAACUCUCAUAUUCCAAACAAUGGGUUAUUCCCAAAGACUACAGCAGCUGCCCCUAUUUGCACCAGCCAUUAUAAUGGAGCCUGCCCAGUAACAACGACACCAAAUCCAGCUGCUUCAAGCAGUGGAAUCUGCAGGGACCAGUCAUGCAAAAGUCGUUUGUGCACAAAUGAAACCGCCUAUAGUCCUACACGAAUGCACAAUGCAGAUGAAAGUCUGGAAGAAGAUGAUAGCUGCUCAGAGCACAGCUCAUGUACAUCUCAUUCUGCCAAUCAAAAAGAAGGAAAAUACUGUGAUUGUUGCUAUUGUGAAUUCUUUGGUCACGGACCGCCUCCUGCAGCUCCUACAAGUAGGAACUACACUGAAAUCCGGGAGAAGCUGAGAACACGGCUGACAAAGCGCAAAGAAGAGCUCCCACAAAAAGCAAGCAAUGGGUCAAUCCGGGAACCGCCUGUGGAUGAGAGGAAUGUCGAAGAUCUGUUAAACUACAUCAACAGCUCAGAGCAGAAACCAGCCAACAGCACCAAGGCAGCUAAAAGAGCACGGCACAAGCAGAAAAAACAGGAGAAAGCUCGUUCUGAGUUAUUCGAUCAAAGGCUUGAGAGACCAUGCCCUUCUUCUAUGCAUAUUCAAGACUUGGAGAACGUUUCUGUGAUAAAUCAACACUUACAAGAGGGCAUAGAAGAGAAGGUAUUGAUAUUCAACCAGCAUGUUCAGGAUAAUAUAGAGGAGAAAGUUUCAAAGCUGAACCAGCACUUACAGGAUGAUAUAGAAGAAAAACUUAAUCAGCGAGAGCUGUGGCACCAAGUGGAGUUGCAGCGUGUAAGUAGCAUCUUAACCAGCAGGUUGGAACAGCUUAAAGAUAGGAUUAGAGAUUCCAUCAAAGCAAACUUUAAUAUAAGUGAUUUGCCCAGAGAUGAUUUUUCAGAGUUACCACCUAUUGGGAAGGGCUUCCUGAUAGACAAUAAUUCCACCAUGGACAAGGAAGAGGCAAAAAUAAUAGACCAUCAGAAACUCAAUUUGAACUUGUCCUUGACAACAAUGCCAGGGAUUGUGCAGAACCAUUUGUUGACUGGAAAUAAGCACACAGUUAUCGCAGAUCAAGAUAACAGUGGUUCUAAUAUGCUUGUACUUGAAAAUUCAUUAGGAAAGAAAUCAACAGGCAACACUCCAUUAUCUUCAAAGGUUGAAAACACUUCAGCAUCUGAACUAGAAGAUGACGUUGCAGUGGUGGUGCAUAAAUCUUCAUCAGAGCAGAAAGUGAUAGAUCAAGUAUCAAAAAGUGGAAAGCAGCCAAGGCAAUCUAAGCAACAGAUUUCAGAGGUGACCAAGAGUAAAUCUGUGCUUUCAAGAAAAGAACAAGAGCAACCUCCAAUUCCAAAAGUACAGGGUUCCAAGCAGUCCACUGCCAAACAUAAGGCAAACCAGAAUCAUGAUGGCAAGUCAGCAGAUGCUGUGAAGACAAUGAUUGCCAAAUGUGAAGAACCCCGACAAGGCAAAGUGAAGGGAGUCUGUGUUCUUAGCAACUCUGAAGCUGGUGAGGUCAGGAAAUGCAACACUAAAAACUCAAACACCGAAAAGCUGGAAGGCCCUGAACUUAAGGGAGUUAAAGAAGAGCAGCAGGCAUUAUCUGAAAUGUCUCAGUCAAAGGGAAAGAACAGGAAAGGCAAAAAGAAGAAACAUGACAAGACCAACAAUUCUGUUGUACAGAGAACUGCUGAGUGCACUGAAAAGCAAGAUGGUGUUCAGGCAUCCUCUGGUGUAGCAAGACCUAAACAAAGUGAUGAUGUAUUUCUCCCUAAAGACAUUGAUUUAGACAGUGUGGAGAUGGAUGAAACUGACCGUGAGGUGGAACAUUUUAAGAGGUUUUGCCUUGAUUCUGCCAAACAGACAAGGCCAAAGGUCUCUGUAAACUGGUCUAACUUCAGUCUGAAAAAGGGUCCAAAUACAGCUCAUUGAAGAGGGCAGCCAGCACCUGACGAACAGAAACUGGAAUUGCCCUGCGGUUAUCAUCCUUACUGUGACGGAUAUCAGCCUGCUGUCACAGCUCAAAGCAAUUUGCUGUGACGUACGAACAACUUGCUAUUGCGUCAUCCACAUCCAGUGCCUUAGCAGGAGAAGUGCACGUUUCUAAGUGGGUGGCAUAAUUGUUUCUCGGGUUUGUUUAUUGUGCUUUACAGUCAUUGUGAGAAAUUUUGUCAGUAGUGUUGACACCAGUGGAGCAAAUUGAAAUUUCAAUAGAAAUCAAUAACAUAAUUGUAAAGUUUGGAAGUUUACUAGAUGUAUUUGAGCAGACAAGUCGGAUGAAAUGUGGAAUAGGAUACAGGUGUCCACCCCCCCCCCCCCUUUACAAAGGUAGAGUGUUCCUGUGAAACCUUUCUUAAGCCGAAACGACGUAAAGCGAAGAACCAUUAAUUUAUGUGGGAAAAAUUUUCCUAAAAGCGAAAAAACCUCUUUGUAAUGCGAAAGCGGGUUACUAAUGUAGGCCUUUUGUAAAAGUGAAGUGGCGUAAAGCAAACAUCUGUAAAGCGGGGGACAAGGAAGAAUAUAAAGAUGUUUGGUCAUUAAAGUGACAGUAAGGCAGGGCAGUCACAAUUCAUGGCACUUGAGGAUAGUCUCUUACGCAGUGAACUGCAAAUGGAACUAACUUUUAAGAGAAUAUCUUGCUCUUAAAUCUAAAUAAAAUCAACCAGCGUAAAAAUCAAAUAAACAUUGAACAUUUUGGACUUUGCACCGCCUUGAGUAUAGCUUUAAUUAGCCCCUUUGACGAGAUGUGUUUAGUAACUACAGUCCUAAUAAUGUGUCCAUAGAACUGGAGUAAAGGAACAUUACCCAUAGUCAUCUUUGGAAAUGUAAUUCAUUGAUAAAGCAAAGACUGCAUAUGAAAAUUACAGUACUAUGAUGUGUUUCCUCAAUUGGGAGGAUAGACCACGUGCCUUUUGAUUUUCAUUUCUCUUCCCAGUUCUAAUGCUGAGAGUUUUGAACUUAACAUUUAUAAAAUUGGAGGAAAAAUUGAAUUGAUUACUCUUUAAAAUUGCAAUCUAGGUUAGUACAAUCUGAUUUUGCCUUCCUGAUUUGAAUUUGGAAGGCAUUCAAAACAGGAAAGUUUAUGGGGAAAUUGCUGAGGUCAUUUGAAAUUGGCUUUGAAGGAAAAUAAUCAGAUUUUUGUAUGUUUCAAAUUAGCAGGCUAAAUUUUUGACAGCAAUAGAUGAAAGCUCGUACAAUGCUAUACAGAAAAUGGCUCAAGGCAGUUAAUUGUGUGCAGGCAACUGCAUUGGUGCUUAUUUUAAACACUACCAGGUAGUGGUGAUCUGCCCAUUAUAGGAGGUGCUUUGUUGCAAUGGAAGCCUCAUUUCAGCAUUUUUGAUCCUGUUCAAAUUUUUCUUUUUUCUCAGUUACACCAUACAAGCUCAGAAAUACAUAGCCCCUGUCUUCACAACAGCCUUUUUUUUAAAAUAAAAGCCGUUUUGACACCAAACCAAUACUGGCAGUCUUAUUGAAGUACAAACUUUAGACUGUAAAAUCUAUGACAGAAAGUUGCAGUGCUAAUGUCACAUAACGUGGUCUGAAAAUCUGGUGUUGCCUCUAUAGUGGUUGGAAAUAAGAGUAACUGCAGAGCUGCAAGCUCUUUAAAAUGAAAAGUUAGAUUUACAGUUUGGCUGUAGGUUGAAUGUAGAGCUUGAUCACCAAACAAUUGCAAACCUUUACUGACUCCGUACAACAAAUUAACCACACAAAGAUCAGGCUCUUUGAUCAUGAGCCCAGUAACACUGUAUUCAACCCAAGUACAGCCAUCAAUUAGGCACACAGAACAUGAUCUCCUUGGUUAUUUCUAUUAAAUACACUGCUGCAACUAAAUUGAUUCUUUCUCCUUUGAAAAUUAUUUUCUAUUCCUUGAAUUGCUGCCACAUCCUAGCCAAGAAUAAGAUUAUAAUUGCCAGAAAGAAAAGAAAUGAUUUGGCCAUGUGGUAUCUUCAUGGUGCAUAAGUAUUAACGGUUGAACUGAUGGUGAUAACCAGCUGGUUGGUAUCUUCUAUAAAUCACGGAGUAGACCGCAUUUUGCAGUAUAUUAUACUGUAUGUUAAAGACUUGCUACUGCGCCACCAUAUUGGAGUGUGUAGUGGUGACAAGAUACAAAACUGUAGUGGCCGACCCACUUUCAUAUCAUGAUCAAUUUCAAGCUUGAAUGGUAAUUGAUCAUUUAUGAUAAACUUUAUAUAUAUGUUUAGAACCACAUUGUAAAUAUCCUGUGUAUAGUGGUGUCGCUGCGGAUGGUGCUCAUGCACAUCUGCACAUUGCAGAAAGACAAAAUAACUUUAUAUUCAAGUGUUUUUAUCUACUUCAGUAAUUCUUAGUACAGUAAAUUGGCUAUAAUUGUUGUAAAGCGCAUUUUACGUGAAGAUUUUAAUAAAGUCCUCACCAAUGUGAUGGAAACUGAAUGAGAACUUUUCUGUUGUGUAUUAGUGAGUGUAGCUGGAUUUGCAGUGGAACAUAUGAUUCAUGUUGCAUCCUUUACUUUUCAUUGUUGUAACAGGUUAGUCUUGUUGCAUCUCCAUGAUGUAUGAGCCAACAGAGCAGCAGUCUAUUCCCAUGAAGUGGCAUUAUAUAUUGUAGUAUUUGCUUUAUUUGUUUUGUUUUUAUACGAUCAGCUUAGCCUAUGUCCUGUUUUUACUUGUCCUGCUUAUAUUGUCGUUAAAUUCUGUUUUUCUUUGGAAGAAAAUAAGUACAGUAAAUUCUGGUUAAUUGGGACACAUCAGGAACAGUACAUUUUGGGCCAAUUAAGUGGCAGUCCUGAUUUAGCCAGUUUCAUGGAAAUCGUUUUUAAAAAAAGAGUAUUUUAAAAAAGACAAACUACCAUAUAAGUAAGUUUAAAAAUUAUGUAUUUGCCUGAAAUACAGAACAAUUUAAUUUAGAAUACUACCAAUACAGUGUUAUAAAACUGUUCAUUAGUUCCUACUAGUUAUCGACAGGAACUCAACCAGAAUAUGUUGCCAUGUUCUUUUGAUUGACUGUAAAUGAACAAAAUUAGUGCAGGCGUCUAGUGCAGAUAAUGGCAUGACUUCAUAUAAUGCUUUAGAUGAUUACAUCCUCCAUAUCUUAAUUUUAAUUGUGGCAUUUAAUUUUAAUUCUUCGUAGUUCCCAACUUUUUGAAGUAGUUAAAUAGGUAACUGAUUCAGUCACCCUCUUAAACUUUCAUCCUAUGUUCAUUUCUAAUUUAAUUUUGAAAAUUAUUGUUAAUUUUUUACUUGAUAAAAUUAAAAUAUUUUUCCAUUUUAAUGACUGCUGGCUGGAAAUACAGUGGAUUCCAGUUUAUUGGAACACAUUGGGACUGAGUAACAAAUUAUGUAUUUAAAUAAAAUACAGAACACUUUAGAACACUAACAAUCCUGCUACAGUACUAUAAAGCUGUAAUUCCUGAUAGUUAUCAACAGUCAAAGUAAUCCAGUUGUAUGCUGCCGUGUUCUUUUAAUUGACUGUAAGUGAAAAAAUCAGCACAGGCACCUAGUACAAAUAAUGGCCUGCCUUCAUACAAUGCAUUCAACGAUUGCAUCCUCCAAAUCUUCAUUUUCAUUGUAACAUUCAAGAUGACUUUUGAUAACUUCAGAUGUUUGAAACCACGAUGAGCAAAACAGUUCCAAAUUGUCUUACUGCUUAGUUCUCGCCAACUAUCAGUGACAAAAAUCAGCUUAAAAACUUUUUGCUCAAAACACUUUGUUAUGUCGAAUGGUCAUAAGUGCAUGUGACUGACACUAGUUAGAAACUGUUCAGCAGCAAUCUCCUGUCCUAAUUAAGUGGUAUUGUGUCUGAAAUGAACGAAGGAAAUCCCAGCUAUUUUCUCAAUAUUUGUUCUUUAAGUAUUGUUCCAAAUAAGAGGCUGCCCUUAUUAACUGGUGGCUCAAUUAACCAGAGUCCACUGUACUUGUGCUGUUUGUAAUGGAUGCUGCGAUGAUAUAUGAAUUUUGCCUGAAUCUGAUAACCAUCUCCAGAACUCUCAGCAAGAUUUAAAUUGGAACACAUUUCAUAUUGUAUGUUGGACUAAGCCCUCUGGAAGAAAUGUUUUUUUAACAAUUUGAAAUAGGUGUAUAAUUGCAGAAUAAUUGUAGGACAAAGUAAAUUAUGGAAUGAAAAUCCAUUGUGUGUGGCAUGCUUCUUCUCACACCUGCAGUAAAUCCCAGGAAUGUUUGUGAAAGCGAUGCCCGUCUACUGACAUGUUUUCAUGUCUACAUCAUAAUGUUAAGCAAUGUGUUUGAAGUAGCCCAGUGCAGUUUCCAAAAUGUGACAUAUUAUCACUUUAUAAUCUUGCAUUUGGUUGUUUAAUUUGUAUCUGUAAGGUUUUUGUUCCAUUAUAUGUAUCUUUAUUUUGUAUUGUAACAAGAGCAUUUUUAUCUACUUCAAACCAAAAAUUGUUAGUUUUAUAUGAUUUUCUGGCAACAGCCAGCCUGAAUUUAAAGAUAGUGGUGUAAGCCAAUGCUCUGACUGUUAAUUCUGAAAAGAAUGUAGGUUUCUAUUAUGCCGGCCAAGACUUUUUGAUAUCCUUUUUUAAAUUAUGUACUGUGAAUUGUCUUUCAUUUGAAAGAUAAAUACAAUGUCUUGAUGAAGA